Sorghum bicolor (sorghum) is the source of this 838-nucleotide messenger RNA. RefSeq lists its product as uncharacterized. The transcript has 4 exons. NCBI's taxonomy places the organism in Eukaryota, Viridiplantae, Streptophyta, Magnoliopsida, Poales, Poaceae. Bases 142 to 642 code for a protein of 166 amino acids. The record is from RefSeq and is a predicted model, not a curated record.
CCACGACAAAAUGCCCAUCCAUAUAAAUGUGCACGCUGCAUCACCAGUUCACCGGAAGCCGCCUAAAGUUACAUAUAUAUGACCUGACCACCUCAUCUCUGGUCCUCUCUACAGAACACAGAUCGAGUAUCCGACGACGACAUGGAGAUGGAGAAGAUGAUGGGGUGUCAGAUCCCGGCGUUUGGGAUGUGGAACUACUGCAAUGAUCUCUCCAUCACGCAGUACUUCGACUCAGCCAUGCAGGCCAGGCUGAUGAAGCGCUGCUGGAACCGCCGCGGCAGCGACGCCGCCGCCGCCGCCGCCGCCGUCGUGGUUGGCGAGAAAGCAGGGGUCGCCUGCGGGGACGAACAGCUUGUCUUGUUUAGGACCCCUUCGUUUCAACGCAAGCCUGCAGCCCAGAUCAAGGUGAUAAGGAGGGAAGUGGAGAAGCACUGUGACGGCAACGAGUCGCAGGACGGCGGCGGUGUGCAAGCUGACGAAGUUGUUGCAUACUCAGUGAAGCGUAAGGUUAUCAUUAGUAAAGCUGUGGAUGAGGACCUGUACAAAGUGCCCCAACCACCGAUGUACCAAAAACCUAGAAAGAUGAGAAAGGUGGUUUGGAGCAUGUGGAUUGGGUGCCUGGGUUUAGACUGCGUUGCCUGACAAACAGGGUUGUAAUUUACAUAUUUCUGUAUGCAGUCCACCAAAAAUAAUUAUCAAACCCUGUAGGGGUUGAAUGCUUUCUGUCUCUACAGUUCUGUUUAAUGUAUUCUUGGUAUCAAGAUUUUUUAUUUCUUUGUAACUUGCUACAUUUUAGGUAAUGGAAUAGAAACGUGGUCCUAUCACUACCGGAAACAAA